UUACUGAAAACUUGAAUUUCAUACUUAAAUGAUAUGAUUUGUAGCCUACAUCAGCAGAUAAUAUAUAUAUAUAUAUUUUUAUUUAUUCCUCAGUGGAUGUGUGGUUAUUGCUUUUACUUUAGUAAAAGAUCUGAGUCGCCUACUUCUUUCAGCGCUGAUGGUUGAUUCAUUCAGAUGGCCAGGAAGUUGUAACAAUAACAGGAAAGGUGUAUGUAGGCUGCCUGGCUAGUCCGGGAGUGGAACAAGGAAGUGUGGGCUGGGUUCUGUCGCAAAAGUGUAGUGUGGUGACUGUGAGCUGGAUCACUGGAUUCUUCGAGGACCAUUACAGCGGUAAUAUGGUCACUGGCCUCCCGGGGCUUUUAGUCCAGGCUAAUACAGAAGAGAAAAGACAACGAAGAUCCGAGUUGCUUUGAAAUAGGGUCGGGGAAAAGUAAAAGUUUUAAUGGCGAACAGGAGGAUAUGCUUAAAAGGCAUCUUCAUCUGCAUCCUGGUAGCAGGGUCACUCUUCUUUAUCUAUCUGAACUAUGACCGGAUGUUGGAGGUAAAGAGGGUUCCAUCAUCAGCACCAGAAUCAGCAUCAGAAUCAGCAGCAUCAGCACCAGAGCCACAAUGGGAGGAUCCUGGGCCGUAUCAUGUGGCCUAUCCACGAAACUACAAGUUUAUCAUGGACGACACACCGGCGUGCAAGAACACCACUCCUUUCCUGGUCCUGAUGGUUCCGGUUGCACCCAGUGACGUGACAGCUCGGGACACCAUCCGGAAGACAUGGGGAAAUGAGAAACUGGUUCUGGGCCAGCCGAUCGAGACUCUCUUCAUACUGGGCCGACCGGGCGGAGCUGAUGCUGAGCAGCAGCAGGAGAAGCUCAAACAGGAGAACCUGCAGCACCAUGAUCUGAUCCAGAGUAACUUCCAGGACAGCUACCGCAAUCUGACCAUCAAGACAAUGGUGAUGCUGGAGUGGCUGGCUGUGCACUGUGCCAAAACUUCCUAUGUCAUAAAGAUUGACUCUGAUAUGUUACUGCAUGUCCCAAAUUUGGUUAAACUGUUGCUGGAUCACAGAACAGCCAAGCAAAACUACAUGACAGGUUGUGUGUGGUGGAACAGCCCGGUUUUGAGAAACCCAUCGAGCAAGUUCUACAUGCCAACAAACGUGAUUGCUGAGCCAGAGUACCCUCCAUAUCCUCUGGGCAUGGCCUACGUCAUGUCCCUGGACCUGCCUGCCAAGAUCCUGGGAGUCACUCCUCAUAUUAAACCGAUCUUCAUAGAAGAUGCCUACCUGGGUAUGUGCCUAAAACUUCUGGGCAUUUCCCCUACCAACCCUCCUGAAAAUACUAUGUUUAUUGUCGACCCUAAGCAUCCUCUGAGCAGCUGCAGCCUUUCAAAAGUGAUCGCUAUGACAACGACAAGCAUCUCACAGAUGACGAGUUACUGGGAGAGGAGCAGACUGCCAGAAGCUAAAUGUUGAACUUCAUGAGGUUACCCAAGACUGAUUUUAGAAGAAUUUUAUUUUUUACUGAAUCUGACAAAUAUUGUACAGAAAUUACAAUAGAGCAUACAUAUUUUGAGUUUGCUGACAACAUGAAAGCACCUUGCUCCUUGGUUGGACAGAAAAAUGUCUUUUUGGGCCACAUUACAGAAAUCUCCUAAGUGUAAAAUCUUGUCUCAGUUUAGGAUGACAUUUAGGAUUUUUGGUAUUACAGAAACAUUCUGCAUUCAGGAACGAAACCCCAAGUAUGUUAGGAUAGGAAUUUAGCUAUUAGAUGCAUAUGCCGUGUACUACAUUCAAAAUAACUGCCAAAGUGGCAGCAGUACUGUUGUUAGGUCUGUAUGGCUGGUCCACCUUAAAAGGUCAGCCCACCUUAAGUGAGCCUAAGCCAACGAUGUUGCUAGCUCGGUAGCUAACCCCCUUUACUCUAAUCAGCAGCAGUAAUCAUCAGCGGACCAACUCUUUUCACAGAAUCGGUUCCUUCGAGUUUAUACAUGUAAAUGUAUCGAACCUUUUGAGUUUCAAUAACUUUUGCUAAAUGUGGCCUCAUUUUCUUCACGACCAAGUCUGUUAUAGUACGCGCACGUCACCUUUUACAACACAGCAGCUGCCCGUCCCUCAACACUUCUUGCAAUGCAAGCAAGCGGGCAAAGUUUAUUUAUAUAGCACUUUUCACAGACACCAGUCACAAAGUGCUUUACAAUCGAAUACUUAAAAUCUAAUACAGUCAUAUAGGCCUAAAUAAAGCAAAGAUAAAACCCCAAAUAAAAUAUACAAGGAGACACACGUUUAACACGUAUGCUACCCAAAUGCCCGUCUGAAUAGAUGGGUUUUUAGCUGUUUUUUUAAAGAGCCCACAGAGUCUAACAACCUUAAGUUUAUUGGGAGACUAUUCCACAGCUUAGGAGCUACCGACUUAAAGGCACCGUCUUCUCGAGUCUUAAAACACGUCCGAAGUACACUUAGAAAUGUCUCAAGUCUUUGUUCAAGUCUCUCUUGGUUAUAAUGAGUGUUGUAUCACCUGCUGCGUUCCAUCCAGGCUGCUCACAACACUGCAUAGCUAUAAGGAAUUUAAAAAAUGUAAUAUCAGCUUUGAUUAGUUGUUUGGUAUAUAAUCAGUGUAAACAGAUAAUGAAAAGAUUAUGACCAAAAAAACAGGAAUGCUUUACUUUUAAGUUAAUAACUAUAUUUUGCCUUGUAACAUGAACAUACAGUAGGCUACAGUACAGACCAAAUAUUGAGGUAGGCUACUGACCUAUUUGUCAUUUACAGAGCACAACCAUGUAAUGUGCACUGCGUCUACAACGUGUGUCACGUCGGGCAUAUUCUCCUAUUUUGAGGCUCCUAUGUGAUUUUAUUUCGUAAAGCCCUGUCAUGUUAAAUGGUGUUUAAGCAAGUGUGUGUUUGAAAUACUGUUAAUAUGUACAGAGUUAACUUUUGAUUGUGUAAUGUCUUCCGCCAGCUGUACUAUUUUGUUAAUAGAAUUAACAGCAUUCUGCUUAUAUGUUAGCAUUCAGCUAGCCUAGAAAUCUAGACUCACCCUAGCGGCAGCAAAUGUAAUUUGCAGCCAGGGUCAUCUAGCAAGUCUCCGUUGGCUUGCGAGCUGGAAA
Molecule: messenger RNA, 3096 nt
Organism: Sander lucioperca (pikeperch)
Lineage: Eukaryota; Metazoa; Chordata; Actinopteri; Perciformes; Percidae
Product: beta-1,3-galactosyltransferase 2-like
Exons: 2
Coding region: 443-1465 (340 amino acids)
Cellular component (GO): membrane
Molecular function (GO): N-acetyl-beta-D-glucosaminide beta-(1,3)-galactosyltransferase activity
Source: RefSeq, a predicted model, not a curated record